GGACCACUGAGGUAUUCAGAGGUUCCUCUGGGGUCUAGCUGAGGUCCCCCAGGCUCAGCAGCUGGUGCUCUCCGUGCCUCAACCUGGAGCUGGGUGCUGCUUGUACCGAUUCCAGCCCUGCCGUGCUGGAAAACACCGGCUGGUGACUCAGUGCCUUCGUUGGCGAGGUGUGGGCAGGCAGUGAUGGGAGGUGAAGUAACUGCAGCCCUGGAUACAGCCACUGCAGCACAGCGUGGUUUUCCAUGGCCAGAACCAACGGCAAACCCUGCUGUGCAGGACUGGGGGGCAUGGGGGGAUGCUGGCCCUGUGCUUGUACCCCCUGUCCAUACCUGGGUUUCUCCAUUCUGGAGCUCGCUGAGGCAGUGGGUGACUUCCUCAUGUCUGGUUCCAUGGGGAAUUUGGGGUGCUGGGGGAGGGCUGGGGUGGGUGGCCCCACAGGCACGUGCUGUGUGGGAGGUGUUAAGCCCUGCAGCUGCUGACUGGAGCCAGUGUGGCACCUUCGGGUGCCUCCGGCUGCAUCUCUGUCCCUUGGCUGUGCUGCAGCUGUGCCUGCCACUCCCUGGGAGCCCUGGCUGGGCUGUUGACAGUGACUUCUAGGCUCCCUUGUGUGGGAGGACAUAGCUGGGGUCUCCUCUCCUGAGCUGAGUCCUUCUGGCAGAUGAUGGCAUCCCUGCGGGGCUCUACCUCCAGUGCCUGUAGCUACCGCAGGUGCCAGCCCAAGAGGUUGUCCUGUCCAGGUCAACAUCCCUCCCCUGUCCCCAAAGGUGCCACUGACUGUUCUCCAUGCUUGCAGGAUCCCGGGAUGAAUGGCUCGGUGCUGGGACCGCUGCUGGUGGAACACCCCGGCCAGUGCGUGCCCAACAACCCGGUGCAGUUCGUGCUGGUGCCCGUUGUCUAUUGCCUGGUGCUGUGUGUGGGGCUGCCGGGCAACCUGGUGGCAUUGCUGGUCUUCCUGCAGAGUGGCAAGGUGAGGAAGGCCAUCCGCAUCUACCUCAUCAACCUCACGCUGGCUGACAUCCUCUUCAACCUCACCCUGCCCCUCUGGAUCCACUACUACCUGGCUGGGGGGGACUGGCUACUCUCAGAGGCCACCUGUCGCCUGGCUGGGGCUGCCUACUACCUGGCCACCUACAGCGCCAUCACCUUCAUGGCGCUCAUCAGCUUCAACCGGUUCUGCGCGGUGCGGGCGGCGCGGCGGGCGCUGCCGCUGACCGGGCCCCGCGGUGCCACCCUGGCCUGUGCCCUGGCCUGGCUGCUGGGGCUGGGCUGUGCCGUGCCCACCCUGGCCACCCACCAGACCUUCCCCACGCACGCCGGGACCACGGCCUGCUUUGAGCAGCACGGGCGGCAGCGGGGCUAUGCCUACGCCAUGGUGGGUUUCUUCUCUGCCGCCUUCCUGGUGGUGCUGGGCACCUACACCUCCAUCGCCCGGACGCUGUCGCUGCCCGCCACGGCCUCGCCAGGCUCCCACCGGCAGCAGGCCCGUGCCAUGGUGCUGGGGAUGCUGCUGGUCUUUGUGGUCUGUGUGGCGCCCUACCACCUGACGCUGGCCCCCUGGGUGGGGAGCCGGCCCCCUGCACCACUCUGUGAGCCCCCUGACACCCUGGAUGUGCUGCACACACUGAGUGUGGCCCUGCUCAGCCUCAACAGCUGCCUGGACCCCCUCAUCUACUGCUUCUCCAUCCGGCGCUUCCGCGCUGACCUGGCCCGGACCCUGCGCAAGCUCGGCCAGUGCUUCCCGCUGCCCCCGCCGGCCCCGCCCGGGCCGGUACCCGGAGCCCGAGCAUCCUCCUUCACCUCCUCCUAGCGGGGCGGGCACCAGGGUCCUGCCCCCGCCUGUGCCCGUGGGAUGCGGUCCCUGUUGCCAGGUGAGGGAUCGGGAGCAGUGUGGGGGGAGCCCUGGCUUCGUGCACCCCCCUCCUCCCACCCCGCUCUGCUCUCUGUGCGUUCCCUCGCGCCCACAGCUCC
Molecule: messenger RNA, 1968 nt
Organism: Catharus ustulatus (Swainson's thrush)
Lineage: Eukaryota; Metazoa; Chordata; Aves; Passeriformes; Turdidae
Product: platelet-activating factor receptor-like
Exons: 1
Coding region: 659-1807 (382 amino acids)
Biological process (GO): positive regulation of Rho protein signal transduction; phospholipase C-activating G protein-coupled receptor signaling pathway; chemotaxis
Cellular component (GO): membrane
Molecular function (GO): platelet activating factor receptor activity
Source: RefSeq, a predicted model, not a curated record